AAGAGAACACCCGAGAUGCUCCUCCUUCGCUCCCACCGCCCCCCUUGCCGCCUUCCUCUCCUCCACCGCAUCACCAUGUCCUCCUCCUCCUCCACCACCCCGGCGCCGGCCUCGUCAGCGGCAGCGGACUACCACUGCCGCACCAAGCACAGCCUCACCGCCGGCUACGCGCGCGGCCCGGGCCGCCUCGACUGGGCCAACCAGCCCAACCCCUUCCUCCGCUUCUCCCCUUCCUCGCUAAUCGCUCUCCCCAACCCGCCUCCGGUUCCGGCUGGCUCCCCCGUCCACUACCCGGCCCUCUUCCACUCCCCGCCGCCUCCGCCGCGGCCGCUCUCGCUCCACUCCCUCUCCGACCUCCUCUUCCACUCGCUCGCCCUCUCCGCCUGGAAGUCCGCCGGCGCCUCCACGUGGUCCCUCCGCGUCAACCCCAGCAGCGGCAACCUCCACCCCACCGAGGCCCACGUCCUCUUCCACCACCCGGAGGAGGAGCCCCGCCGUCUCGUCCUCGCCCACUACGCGCCCCGCGACCACCUCCUCGAGAUUCGCACCACAGGCCCCACUGCCAACCCUUCGGCUCUGCUGCCACCGCCGGCGACCGCGCUCCUCGCGCUCUCGUCCAUCUUCUGGCGGGAGGCUUGGAAGUACGGCGAACGGGCGCUGCGCUACUGCAACCACGACGUGGGCCACGCGCUGGCCGCCGUCGCGGUCGCCGCGGCCACGCUUGGGUGGGACGCCCGGUUGCUGGACGGCUUGUCCGACCAGGACCUUGGCAGGCUAGUGGGGGUGGACAAAGGCUGCCCUGCUCCUCCUCCUCCGGACAGUAACGUGGCGACAAGCAGGGGCAAGGCGCCGUGGGUCGAGAGGCAUCACCCGGAUUGCGCUCUUCUUCUGUUCCCCGUGGGCUCGGAGCCGGAGGUGGACUACGCCAGGAUGAGCGAUGCUCUGAGGGGGUUUGAUGGGUUGGAGUGGGCGGGCAGGGCGAAUGGGCUCAGCAAGAGUCACGUGGUGUGGGAUGUCAUCUACCGCACGGCCGAGGCGAUCAAGAAGCAUCGUCCCGAGCCCGGCGAGCAGUUCUCGGUGAGCCCAUGGCGCAAGAGUGCGGAGCUAUCUGAAGGGCUGUAUAAGGAACGUACGGUGCAGGAGGUGGUGCGGCAGCGGAGGAGUGCGGUUGACAUGGAUGGGACGCACGUGAUGUCCAAGGAACAGUUUUACCAGAUGCUGUUGCAUUGCUUGCCUUCAGGUGAGGUUGGCCCGGCGGAGCGACAGGGACCGCAGAGCGCUCUACCAUUCCGUGUGUUGCCGUGGGAUGCAGAGGUGCAUGCUGCGCUGUUCGUGCACCGUGUCUCGGGGCUGUCCAAGGGGCUGUACUUCUUGGUGAGGAACGAGGACCAUUUUGAUACGUUACGACAUGCUAUGAGACAGGACUUCGAGUGGGCUCGACCAGAGGGUUGCCCUGAUGGCCUCCCACUGUAUAGACUGUUGAAAGGAGACUGCGAGAGGUUGGCAAUGCAGAUUUCAUGCUUGCAGGAUAUUGCCUCACAUGGAUGCUUUAGCCUUGGGAUGAUUGCACGAUUUGAAGCUGUGCUGCGUGACAAAGGUGAAUGGAUGUAUCCUCGUUUAUUCUGGGAGACUGGUGUUCUUGGUCAAGUUCUCUACCUUGAGGCGCAUGCUGUAGGAAUAUCUGCCACAGGGAUUGGUUGCUACUUUGAUGAUGCCGUUCAUGAGGUACUUGGUUUGAAAGAUUUGGAGUUUCAAAGCUUGUACCAUUUUACCGUUGGCGCCCCUGUACUUGACAAGCGGAUUAUGAGUCUCCCUGCCUACCCAGGUCCAGGGAUUGAUGCAUGAUUCCUGGGUUCAGAGAGUGAUGAUUCAGGCCUACAGAUCAAUGCUUGCACGAUGGUGCUUCACAUGGAUGUUUUAGCCUUGGGAUUAUUGCAGGAUUUAAAGCUGUACUGCCUGACAAAGGUGAAUGCAUGUAUCCUCGUUUAUUCUGGGAGACUGGUGUUCUUGGUCAAGUUCUCUACCUUGAGGCGCAUGCUGUAGGAAUAUCCGCCACAUGGAUUGGUUGCUACUUUAAUGAUGUCGUUCAUGAGGUACUUGGUUUGAAAGAUCUGGAGUUUCAGAGCCUGUGCCAUUUUACCGUGGGUGCCCCUGUGCUUAACAAGCGGAUCGCGAGUAUCCCUGCCUACCCAGGUACAUGGAUUGAUGCGUAGUUCGUGGGUCCAGAGAGUGAUGAUUCAGGGAUACCGCCUACGGAUCAACAUCCAAAUGCCUGGAUGAAACGAGGAGUCAGUUCCCUUGUAUAGCAGAGCAGCAUGUUUUUUCUUACCUUGUGGUUCCUGCCCUCAUAAGCCAUACCACCCUGCAUGUUUUGUACAGUUGUCGUCUUCCGAGUAAAGGAGCCUUAUGAUGACAAGAUGGAGUGUAUCCUGAUCUUCGUACAUGAUCAGCAAUCA
Molecule: messenger RNA, 2456 nt
Organism: Lolium rigidum
Lineage: Eukaryota; Viridiplantae; Streptophyta; Magnoliopsida; Poales; Poaceae
Exons: 5
Coding region: 16-1845 (609 amino acids)
Molecular function (GO): oxidoreductase activity
Source: RefSeq, a predicted model, not a curated record